CCUCCGGGCUUCCAUACUUCGCCUCGUUCUCGCUCUCAGUCGGUCGUGCAGCGAAGAUGGCGGAAGCUCCCCCGCGGCCCUGCCGGUUCUUCUGUCACCGGUGUUCAGAAGAGAUCAGCCCUCGGCUACCGGAUUACAUCUGUCCGCGGUGUGAGUCUGGCUUCAUCGAGGAGUUACCUGGAGAAGGGAGUGCAGAGAAUGGGUCCACAUCUACAGCCUCUAAUGAUCAGAAUCGCCCCUCAUUUGAGAAUGUGGACCAGCACUUGUUUACGUUCCCGCAUGGAUAUGGGCAGUUUGCUCUGGGGAUCUUCGACGAGGGCUUCGACUUCAGGGCAGGUUUGCCCGGGGAAGAUAACCGUGACGCAGAGAACCGUAGAGAGCGGGAGAUGGCCUCACGACAGCGGUACAUGUCGAGACAGCCACGGGGACGCCACGUUCCCCGGAGACAAGGGGUGCGGCAUGAGGGUGUGCCCACUUUAGAAGGAAUCAUUCAACAAUUAGUUAACGGAAUUAUCGCCCCGACAGCGAUGCCAAACAUGGCGAUGGGACCGUGGGGAAUGCUGCAUUCUAACCCAAUGGACUAUGCAUGGGGUGCCAAUGGAUUAGAUGCCAUCAUAACACAGUUAUUAAAUCAGUUUGAAAAUACGGGUCCCCCUCCGGCAGACAAAGAGAAGAUUAAGAGUCUUCCUACUGUCCAGAUAAACCAAGAGCACGUGGGUGCUGGUCUAGAGUGCCCUGUUUGUAAAGAAGACUACAGCGCCGGAGAGAACGUUAGACAACUUCCUUGCAAUCAUCUCUUUCAUAACGACUGUAUAGUUCCCUGGCUCGAGCAGCAUGACACGUGUCCGGUGUGCAGGAAGAGUUUGAGCGGGCAGAACACAGCCACGGAUCCGCCCGGCCUAUCAGGGAUGAAUUUCUCCCCCUCUUCCUCCUCCUCUUCCUCCUCCAGCUCUCCAAGCAACGAGAACUCCUCCAAUAACUCAUAAGACCUCAACCCACAUCCUCAACACAUCAUCAUCAUCAUCAUCUCAGCACCCUGGACUGAUCUAGAACUCGCUGGAACCAGGAGCCGGAGCUGAUGAACCUGCUCAUCACUAACACAUGUUUUCCUGGCUGGACACAGGUCAGAGAGCACCACGCCAAACCCUGAAGAGAAAAACACUCUCAUAUUGCUUCAGACAGCCUUUUUUUUUUUGUUUUUUUUUUUAAACCGGUGAACUUGGGAGCGACGCUUCCUCGAGGUUUGGGCACCUGUCCGCGUGACGUGCUUUUAAUCAGCAGAACGCAUGAGAAAAAUGCUGAGAAAAAGAGAGAGGACGAACUGCACGAUGAUGACGGUGGCAGAUCUGAAGUCGAACUGCGUUUUUACAAGCAGACGUUGCGUCUCUCGGGAGGGACGCGUUCAAACAGAACCUUUUGUUUUUUAGCAUUUGAUUUUUAUUUCACGGAUAAAAGUGGCUGAUAUGGGUGAAUCUCACAAUACCAGUCAAGGUUACAUUUCACCCUAAAAUCACAAGAAUUGUAUCCUGCUAAAGCUCAACCCUUUUUUUGUGCACUUUUGCAAAUAAUGUUCAUAACAAUUAAGCACAGCGCAAACACAUUCCCGUAACGGCAAAAAAAUCGGAUUCUCAUUACUGAAGUGCCAUGUUUAUAGAUCACAUGAUAAUCACCAUUGGGAACAAACAUCGAACGGACUAUCGUAAUGAGAAUUUGGAGUAAACGUGCAGAAAAUAACCAUUUUAAGAAUAAAUUUUGCGGUUCAAUAAAACCUGGACAUGUUUUUUUGUGAUUCAUCCAUAUAGUCGUGAAAAAUAAGUGUGAAAAGCCAAGCGAUCCAAGAACAUCAGUGGCAGAGGAAAACAAGUGUUUAAUUGCACAGUAUUUCUGGUUUUGCGGAGAUUAUUAGACCUCUGAACAAAGUGUGACUUUUUUUUGGGCGACAUUUGAUAUGAUUUUCUACAUUUAGCAUCACGAGAAGCUCCGCCCUGCCUCUGUCGGGCCUCCAUCCAGACGGCACACCAUGAAAUCUCUCUCUUUCUCUCACUUUUUAAAAACUAUAUUUUUAUCUCUCCUCACAUUCAGUUGUCUUCUCUCGGUCUGCCACACAUAUUCAGUGACUUUCAGUUCAAGGCAACUUUUUUUUAACUUAUUUAAAGUUAAACGAUUUGUUUUUGUAAAUGAUAAUAAAGGAGAAGAACAAACGAACGAAUGAAUGAAUGUAUCACUGCUGAUGAUGAAACGUGUCAUAAAAGCUGUCAUUGGUCUCUCCACAGAUCACAAACACAAACUAA
Messenger RNA from Pimephales promelas (fathead minnow), 2291 nucleotides. It is a transcript of the gene rnf126, whose product is annotated as ring finger protein 126. Gene Ontology annotation, cellular component: cytoplasm. NCBI's taxonomy places the organism in Eukaryota, Metazoa, Chordata, Actinopteri, Cypriniformes, Leuciscidae. The record is from RefSeq and is a predicted model, not a curated record. Gene Ontology annotation, molecular function: ubiquitin protein ligase activity. Gene Ontology annotation, biological process: protein ubiquitination.